Molecule: messenger RNA, 3174 nt
Organism: Dovyalis caffra
Lineage: Eukaryota; Viridiplantae; Streptophyta; Magnoliopsida; Malpighiales; Salicaceae
Source: the annotation of a GenBank genome assembly
AUGAAGCUAGUAGUAGAAGUAGUAGAUGCUCAUGAUCUUAUGCCCAAAGACGGCGAAGGGUCAGCUAGUCCAUUUGUAGAAGUUGAUUUCCAAAACCAACUAAGCAAAACCAAAACCAUUCCAAAGAACCUCAACCCUGUUUGGAACCAGAAACUUCUCUUUGAUCUAGACGAAACCAAAAACCGCCAUCACCAAUCCAUCGAGGUCUCCAUUUACAACGAGAGGAGACCAAUUCCUGGCCGAAACUUUCUUGGUAGAACUAGAAUUCCUUGUUCAAAUGUUGUCAAGAAAGGUGACGAAGUUUAUGAAACUUUCCAAUUAGAAAAGAAGUGGUUUUUCUCAUCUGUCAAAGGUGAAAUUGGCCUUAGAAUCUACACCUCGCAAGAAUCUGAAACAAAAGCUCCUCGUCUUCCCUCUCCACCACAACCUCCACCAUCUAAUACACCACAACCACCAGAAACCUCUGCUUCUAGUUCUCCCCUCCCCACUAUUACUCAUAUUGCAGAAAAUACCGACCUUGAUUGCAAAACUCUAUCUGCUCUUCCUAAAGCAGAGAUUCUUCAUAUCUCUAAAGCUACUACAGAACAACCUGAGGAAAAAAAUUCUGCAAUUGCUGAAACCAGUGGUGGUAUACCUGCAAAAGAGCCAAAGAAGAGCAAUAAAGAGCCUGUCAAAGUAAGAGCUGCCGCCACUCAACUCGUACACCAACACCAAGUCCUGAAGCAACCCAGCCUACCAGUGGAGAAACUACCAAUACCAAACGGUGCCCCUUACACAAUGCAUACUGCAAAUCCACCAGCCCAUUCUAGUGAUCCAGAUGACUUCGACUUGAAGGACACCAACCCCCAGUUAGGGGAACGGUGGCCAAGCGGUGGAGUAUAUGGAGGAAGAGGAUGGAUGAAUGUCGAGAGAUAUGCAAGCACUUUUGACCUUGUCGAGCAGAUGUCCUAUCUAUAUGUUCGAGUCAUGAAAGCCAAAGAUCUUCCUCCGAGCUCCAUCACUGCAAGCUGCGAUCCUUAUGUGGAGGUAAAACUUGGGAACUACAAGGGCAGGACAAGGCACUUCGAGAGGAAAAUGAACCCAGAGUGGAACCAGGUCUUUGCUUUCUCAAAAGAGCGAAUACAGUCAUCAGUGCUUGAAGUUUUUGUCAAAGACAAAGAAAUGGUGGGGAGAGAUGAUUAUCUUGGAAGGGUAGUUUUCGAUUUGAACGAAGUUCCAACUAGAGUUCCACCAGACAGUCCACUGGCUCCUCAAUGGUAUAGACUGGAGGACCGACGAGGAGAAGGGAAGUUGAGGGGACAGAUUAUGCUUGCGGUUUGGAUGGGAACGCAGGCAGAUGAAGCCUUCUCAGAUGCAUGGCACUCUGAUGCUGCCUCAGUAUAUGGAGAGGGUGCAUUCAACAUCCGCUCAAAAGUCUAUGUAUCACCAAAAUUGUGGUACCUAAGAGUGAAUGUGAUUGAAGCUCAGGACGUGGUGCCAAAUGACAGAAGCCGCCUCCCAGAAGUAUUUGUAAAAGUUCAAGUUGGGAAUCAAGUUCUCAGGACAAAGAUUCAUCCAACUAGAACAGCUAACCCACUCUGGAAUGAAGAUUUGGUGUUCGUAGCAGCUGAGCCUUUUGAGGAGCAGCUCUUCCUUACUGUUGAGGAUCGAGUGACCCCUCUAAAAGAUGAUGUAUUGGGGAAAAUAAGCCUGCCCCUCAACAUUUUUGAGAAGCGACUAGAUCACCGGCCUGUUCAUUCUCGCUGGUUCAAUUUAGAAAAAUUUGGUUUUGGUGUCUUGGAGGCUGACAGGAGGAGAGAGCUUCAGUUUUCAAGCCGGAUUCACCUAAGAGUUUGCCUUGAAGGUGGAUACCAUGUACUGGAUGAAUCGACGAUGUACAUCAGCGAUCAAAGACCAACAGCAAGGCAGCUGUGGAAGCAACCUGUUGGGAUAUUAGAAGUGGGAAUCUUGGGUGCACAAGGUCUUCUUCCAAUGAAGAUGAGAGAUGGCCGAGGGAGUACAGAUGCCUAUUGUGUGGCCAAGUACGGCCAGAAAUGGGUUCGCACAAGAACAAUCCUUGACGCUUUCAAUCCAAAAUGGAAUGAGCAGUACACUUGGGAAGUUUACGAUCCCUGCACCGUGAUAACACUGGGAGUUUUCGACAACUGUCAUUUAGGAGGAGGCGAGAAACCAACCGCUGCCAAUGCAGCACGAGAUUCAAGAAUUGGAAAGGUAAGAGUUAGACUUUCAACACUAGAAGCUUAUCGGAUUUACACGCAUUCUUAUCCACUUCUUGUUCUGCACCCAACUGGGGUGAAGAAAAUGGGUGAGCUCCAACUGGCAGUUAGAUUCACCACCCUCUCUCUGGCGAACAUGAUAUAUGUCUAUGGGCAUCCUUUGCUGCCUAAAAUGCACUACUGGCAUCCAUUCACAGUCAACCAGGUAGACAAUUUAAGAUACCAAGCCAUGAAUAUUGUAGCUGCGAGGCUCGGCAGAGCUGAACCACCUCUGAGAAAAGAGGUGGUGGAGUACAUGUUAGAUGUGGAUUCUCACAUGUGGAGUAUGAGAAGAAGCAAAGCCAACUUCUUUAGAAUCAUGUCCCUUAUUUCGGGUUUGUUCUCCAUGAGCCAUUGGUUUGGGGACAUUUGCCAAUGGAGGAACCCAAUCACGUCAGUGUUGGUUCAUAUCCUCUUUCUGAUAUUGAUUUGGUACCCAGAGUUGAUCCUCCCAACUCUCUUUCUCUACAUGUUCCUCAUUGGAUUAUGGAACUAUAGGUUCCGGCCAAGGCACCCACCUCACAUGGACACCAAACUUUCAUGGGCAGAAGCAGUGCACCCGGAUGAACUUGAUGAAGAAUUUGACACAUUCCCAACUUCUAAAUCCCAUGACAUAGUUCGAAUGAGGUAUGACAGGCUUAGAGGCGUUGCAGGAAGGAUCCAAACGUUAACGGGCGACAUAGCAACGCAGGGGGAGAGGUUUCAGUCUCUACUCAGCUGGAGAGAUCCAAGAGCAACCAGUCUUUUCAUUGUGUUCUGUCUUUGCGCAGCUGUGGUGCUCUAUGUGACUCCUUUCAGAGUGGUGGCCCUGGUAACUGGUUUGUAUUAUUUGCGACAUCCUAGGUUUCGAAGCAAGCUCCCAUCUGUGCCCAGCAAUUUCUUCAAGAGAUUGCCAGCUCGGACAGACAGCUUGCUGUGA